AUGGAAAUAUUCUUUGGCCUUUGUUUGUUACAGUCUCAAAUAAAGACGCCUAAAGUUCGUUCAAACUGGUCAAGCAAUCCAUUAUAUUACCAUCCGAUUUUCGGGGCAUCAAUGACGGGGCGCAGAUUUGAACAGCUUUUGCGUUGUUUGAACUGUGAAUCCGUAGCAAUAAAUGACAGACUAUCUAAGAUUUUCGACCUUCUGAAGCUUGUAAAUGGUUCGUUUCAAACCGUAUAUAAGCCUGGGAAAAAUUUAUCAUUAGAUGAGUCAAUGAUGCUGCAUCGCGGAAGAUUAAGUUUUCGGCAAUUUAUAAAAUCAAAAAAAAAUAAGUAUGGGAUUAAAUUCUACGAACUUUGCACACAUGAUGGCUAUGCUCUCAAUGUAGACAUAUAUAAAGGCAAAGUAUCACAUGAGACUCAUUCCUUAUCCGUAGUGGAUUCUGUGGUUAUGAGUCUAAUGAAACCAUAUUUAUCGAAGGGCUUUUCAUUAUUUAUGGACAACUACUAUAAUAGUAUCGGACUGAGCAAUCGAUUAUUCAGUUUUAAAACUCAUACCACUGGAACUUUACGUACCAAUCGCAAAGGGAAUCCAAAAAUCAUAACGCAAACAAAAUUGAAGAGAGGAGAACAUAUAUGGAGAAGACAAGGCAACGUGUAUGUUAGUAAGUGGAAAGACAAACGAGAUGUACUUUGUAUAACAACAGAAAAUCAUCCCAAAAUAAUUAACGUGCAGAAUAAACAUGGCGUUUGGACAAAAAAACCGAUAGAGGUAGCCAAUUACAAUGCAAAUAUGUCGGGCAUAGACAGAUGUGAUCAGAUGAUAUCAUAUUAUUCCUCACCUAAAAAAUCUAUCCGUUGGUACAAAAAAGUAAUAUUCCGUUUGCUAGAUAUUUCUGUAUGGAAUUCUUAUUACAUUUAUAAAAAGAUAAAUGAUUCAAACAUUGGUUUUCUCGAUUUUCGAGACCAGUUAAUAAAUACGCUUCUAAAAAUACCGCAAAAUUCAAGUGGACGUAAUUUCGUGCUUGAAAAUGCCAACCCACAAACGCAUGUUAGGUACAACCCAACAACAGAUUUUCGAGAUGCACAUUAUCAGGAAAAAAUUCCGCCACCACCAAAUUACAAGCGUAAAACGUAUUUUCUAAAAUGCAAGUACUGUUAUAGGCAGAAAAUAAUUAAAUUCACAUCACACCGAUGUCAGGAUUGUACAAAUAAACCUCCACUGUGUCCUGGACAGUGCUUCCGACAAUGGCAUUUACCUCCUGCAGAUCAAAAUAACUCCAGUAGUUCGGAUAUGGA
This is a messenger RNA of Polistes dominula (European paper wasp), 1295 nucleotides long. RefSeq names its product piggyBac transposable element-derived protein 4-like. NCBI's taxonomy places the organism in Eukaryota, Metazoa, Arthropoda, Insecta, Hymenoptera, Vespidae. The record is from RefSeq and is a predicted model, not a curated record.